Plasmodium malariae is the source of this 6300-nucleotide messenger RNA. Its product is annotated as erythrocyte membrane-associated antigen, putative. The record is from RefSeq and is a predicted model, not a curated record. Bases 1 to 6300 code for a protein of 2099 amino acids. The transcript has a single exon. Lineage: Eukaryota; Apicomplexa; Aconoidasida; Haemosporida; Plasmodiidae. Gene Ontology annotation, molecular function: 5'-3' DNA helicase activity.
AUGAUUUUAAGAAAACCCCAAAAAAUAUUACCAUCAAACCGAUACAUGUAUAUUUUUUCAUUAAUUAACGUAUUGAAAGCAGCAACUGCUAUAAUUAAACCCAACUAUUAUUGUACGUGUUUUUACAACUCAGUUUUUCUACCACAUUUAACAAAAAAAGCUAAUAUAUUAAGUUUGCGUAACAGGCCUAACAAGAAGAAUUAUAAUGCUUUUAUAUGUAAAUAUUCUAAAAAAUAUAAAAUGAGUAAUAAAUUUUCAAAUUCGAUAAGUAUGAAUGCGAAUAAUGAAAAUGAAAAAAUUUUAAAUGAAAACAAUGUUACUCAAUUUAACAAAAAUAGCAAUGAUGUAAAGAAUUAUAAUAGGGGGUUUAGCCAAUUUAGAAAUUCUGUAUUUAGUAAACAGUACACUCACAAUAACAAUAGCAGCAAUAACAAUAAUAAUAGCAGCAAUAACAAUAAUAAUAGCAGCAAUAACAAUAAUAAUAACAGUGGUAAUAGUAAUAAUAUCAGCAGUAACAAAAGUAAAAACAAGAUGACCAGCAGUUACAUUAGUAGUAACAGCAAUUACGUAAAUAACAAUAACGUUAGUGGAAGUAUUAGUACAAAAUAUACAAAUAAUAGUCCUCAGCAUUCGGGUUAUUUUAGCAGGGAAAGUGGAAAAAAAAGUAAUGAGGAGAGUCACUCCUUUAGUGAAACGAAAUUGAAUGUAAAUACGAGUGCAAAUUAUACAGAUUACAACAUUAAAGAUAGUAAAAAUUAUUCCAUGAAUAUCCAGCAUAAUCAUAAUGGCAAUAGCAAUAAUAAUAAUAAUAAUAAUCCAUAUAUGAAUGAUAACGACGUAAAUAUUAAUAAUUUCAAAAUGAAUAAUUUUAAUAAAGAACACAUGCUUCUAAAAAAUGCAAAGGAUAAAAAUAUGUGCAGCAAUAAUGUAAGUGCAAGAAGUGGUAGUAAUAUGAAUACAACUAACGCUGUUAAUGGAAUUUAUCAAGAAAAUUCGAUGAAAAACUUUAAUUACAAAAGUAAUGUAAAUGAAAAAAGGUUAAACAUGGAAGGAAUAAGUAAUAAUAAUAAUAUUACAAAGGGUAAUGAGCGAUUUAGUUAUCUGAAUGAUAAUUAUCCAAGUAACAUGAAAUCUAAAAUGAAAAAUGCUUUUAGUUCAAAUAAAAAAAAUAUGUCUUCAUAUAACACCAAUUUAAACAAUGCUGCAAGCCAUCAAUAUAGCAAAAACUUGGAAAAUGUAAAAUAUAUGCAGAAAAAUUAUAAAGGGGAAAUAUCAGAAGAUAUCAUGAAUAAUAGUAGUAAUAAUAACAAUAAUAGCAGUAGUAACAAUAAUAAUAUGAAUAACUGCGAUUUAAAUAAAAAAUUUGGAAUGUUUGGAGAUCCCAGUAUGAACAACGUUGACAUGAAUAAUAUGGCAAAUGCAGACGAUUCCAUGGGUUAUAAUGAUAAAGCAAACAGUGAAGCAAUUACCACGAAUAACCCUAGUAGCAACACUCACAGAAGUAACAGUAGUAUGAGGACUCAUAAGCUAAAUAGUUUGAUAAAAAAUGAAGAAUCUAAGAGAAGUGAAAAUUUUGAGAAUGCCCAUCAUGACAAAGACUAUAUGUAUGAAAAGACGAAUAAUUUAAGAGGCAUGAUGGAUAACUCGCCUGUGUAUAAUAAUAGAAAUCGAAAUAAGAUGAUAUCCAAUAAUUAUAACGCUAUGAACACAAUGAGCGGCAUGUUCGGUCCAGUAAAAAGUGGGAGUCGCAUGAACAACGUGAACAGUAUAAACAACUUGAGUAGCGUGGAUUAUGGAAAUAAAAUGAUAGGCGAACACGAAAAAGGAGCAAACAGUGGAAUGAAUAAGAAUACAAGAAACAUUUCCUAUGAAAACAAAACAAACAAUUACAAUAACGAUAUGAACAAAUUGAAGAGUUACGAAGCUAAGAAGAAUGACUACUACGGGAAUUAUGCAUCUUCGAGUAGUUUAAAAAAUAUGAAUAUCGUGAACAGUGUAAGUAAUGCAAGUGGGGUGCUAAACAAAAUGGAUGAUUCAUAUAACGGAAAUAAUAUAAACAGACAAAGUUCUUUGAAUUCGGGAACAUCGUCCCCUAACUUGGAUGCAGAUGCAUUUUCUUUUUAUGAUUUUAACGAUUUUUUAAAUUAUAUGUAUAAGGAUGAAAAUAUAUUAACGCUUUUUUAUAUAAGAAAGAAUUAUUUAAAAGCUGAAUCACGCGAAGAGUUUGUAAAUGAAGAUGACAAAAUAAAAUACUCAAUCAUUUGGACGUUUGCAAAUGAUGAAAAGAUAGCUGUUUCUGGAACACAUAAUACAAAAAAGUUAAGUAAAAAAGUGUGUGUGAAAAAAAUUUUAUUAAAAUUAAAAAAUAUAUCCCUUUUAGAGUUAGAUCAAAUGACAAAAUGGAUGAUAAAUAGCUUAAAUGUUAUUUUAAAAGUUGAACAUAAAAAUAUGGAAAACAAAUUAAAUACUAACAACAAUAUUUAUUGUAGUAAUAUAGAAUGGAAAGUUAAUAAUAAAAUGUAUCAAUCUACGGGAGUCCAUGCUCAUGAAAAAAUAGCUGAAAUUAUUGCUACGCAAAAGUUGUAUAUGCUUUUAUAUGAUAUAAAAGAUCAAUUAAUAAAGGAAACAGAAUACAUGAAAAUGGUCGAAGAAAAAAAAGGGGGAGGAAACAUGCAUGUAAAUACGAAUAAAAUGUACGAAAAUAAUAAUAAUAAUAAUAAUAACGUGUUUGAAAAAAUGAUGGGUAACAUGGGUGGAAAAUAUGAUCAUUUGAAAGGUCAAGGUGCAAACAGAAAUUUUGGAGACAACAUGUUAUAUAAAAAUUCAAGUAGUAUUGGCAGUGGUAACCAUUAUAAUAAUGCCAUUUACCGUGCGAAUGAUAAAACUUCUCUUAAUGCUGAUAACCCGAUGUUACAACCGGGAGUAGCCACAUUAUACGGAAGAACCAUGAAUAAUAGCAUAGACAUGAGUAACGUUAUUAACAAUGCAGGUAAUAUGAACUUUGCUAAUAGUGGAAGUAGUAAUAAUAAUAAUAUCAUUAUGUCAAAUAUGAACGAUAAAAUGGGUGCAGGGGAUAGUAUGAAUGGUUUAAACAAUGCAGGAGUCGGAACAGCAGGAAUUUCAGAUCCCUCAGAACUUAUCACGUACAGCUUAACAAAACAAGACGCGAGCAGUAUACAGAUGUUAAGAAAUAAUAUUGCAUCUAGAUAUAAAAUUCAUCAAACAGAGAAUUUUGAACAAGUAUAUAAUUUAUAUAAAUGUACAUUAGAAUGGGAAUGGAAAAAUGGAAAAGUAACUUGUAAAUCCAAAAGUGUUGGAUAUGGAAGUACAAAAAGUUUAGCGAAAUGUGAGGCUGCAUAUGACAUGUUAGUAAAAAAUAAUUUAAUAGAAUAUGUUUCUUCAACUGAUAGAAAAAAUGCUCAAUAUAUUAGAGACUUAAUAUCAAAAGAUUUAACCAAAGCAUUGAACUUAGCAGUUCAGUUUAUUAUUCAAUAUAGUAGUAGUGCAUGGUCUAUAUUUCUAAUAUUUUUAUUAAGGGAAUUAUUAAUAGAUGGCAAUUAUGAUAAUAUAAAUAGAUUGUUAAAUACACUUGUAGAGGUCAGUAAAGAGGGGAGGAUUGAAGUAGACAAUAUUAAUAAGUUAAAUAACACGAAUUCUAGUUCAACUAAUAAUAUGAACAAUUAUACAAACAAUAUGUGUAAUGCAAAUAAUUAUAACGGAGAAAUAUCGAAAGGUAUGUACAAUAAUGCUGGAGAGGAAGUAUAUACGAACAGUUCAAGUAACUUGUUCUUUUGUAAUCCGUAUAUUCAAAAUAAAUGUGAUAAUAGCAAUUAUGUGCAUAAACUAGUUUCCAUAGAUUUAUGGGAAAAAUUAAUAGAUGAAUGUGUAGUAGUUUUGAAUGACAAACUGUGUUUCCAUUGUAUUACUUUACUACAAGAAGUGGAAUUAGAUUAUUCCAUUUUUAUAUCAAAAAGUGCACAUGAUUAUUAUAAAAAAUAUCGAAUUAUGUUAGCUCUAGAAUUACAAGCCAAUUUAGCACAAAGUAUUCAAGAAAAAAGGGAUUUUGAAUAUUUACAUGAAAACAAAUCUUUAUUGUUAAAAAUGAAAAGUAUCACAUUACCCAUAUUAUCAUUCACAUGUACUCUAACGACAGAAGAAAAAGAAUGGAUGAAAUCCACCCAAAUGAGAGAAGAUGAUAUUGUUUUAUUAAAACCAUGUGAUCAAUUAUUAAAAGAUGAAGAUGCAUGGUCUAAUAGCUUAAUAGGAAGUAUUACAAGCACAAAAAGUGAUAAUACAAGUUAUAAUAUUAAUGUAAGAAUUUUUUCUGCUGAAAAUACUAAAAAAGCCAAUGUAAAAUAUACUAAAUAUAAAUUAUAUUUAUUAUUAAAUAUAGUUACACAUGAAAGAAUGUUACAAGCUUUAAGAUCAAUUACUUUUAUAGGCUCUGUGCCAACACAAUAUCAAUCCCCUUAUGUAUUCACACCUGAAAUACGUUUCUUAAUACUACAUACAUAUAAUAAACAUGGAAAAUUUAUUGCACAAAAUGGGAAAUUGAAUGAAGAAAUAGCAGAUUAUGAAAAAAUUAAAAUGGAUUUUCAUAAUAAUGAAUCUUUAAAAAAUCCACAUGAUGAUAUAUUAAGAGAGUACAGCAGAGAAGCAAAAAACCCGUAUGAAGAUUUACUUAAUGAAGCUUUAAAUAAACAAAUUGGAAAUACACAUGUAGACGAAAUUGAUCAAUAUUUAAUUGAAAGUAUUAACUUACCAACAAAUUUGCCCCUUAAUGAUUCUCAAAAAUUAGCUUGCCUAAGUGCGUUAACAAGGAGACUUACCCUUGUACAAGGUCCACCAGGUACAGGUAAAACACAUGUUGCUUGUGCUAUUAUAGACAGUUGGCAUAGACAGAAUAGCAAUAAAAAAAUUUUAGCCGUCGCAGAUUCUAAUGUUGCAGCAAAUAACUUAGUUGAAGGAUUAAAAAAAAGAAAUAUUCAAGCUGUUCGAGUAGGGGCAGGAAGUGAUAGCGAUUUCCAUGAAGAAGCUAUUAUGGAAUUUCACCGUUAUAAAGAUUUAUUAAAAUUAAGAAAAAAUAAUAUGCAGAAAGAAGCGAAAGUUAUGAAAGCUCUUUUAUUUCUUGAAGCUGUUAAGAAAUAUAAUGUAGUUAUAGCUACGUGUGUUGGUUCAGGACAUGAAAUUUUUGAUAAUGAAAAAUUUGAAAGAGUUAUUAUUGAUGAAUGUGCUCAAUCAAUUGAACCUUCGAAUCUUAUACCUUUAGGUCAUUAUUGUAAUAAUCUAGUUCUAAUUGGAGAUCAUAAACAGUUACCUCCAACUAUUAUCUCACCUGAUGCUAUUAAAUUAGGUUUAGAUAAAUCCCUACUAGAAAGGUUUGUUAUGGCCAAAAUUGCACCUGUUCAUUUGUUAACCACACAAAGGCGUAUGCAUUUAAGUAUUUGUACAUUUCCAAAUUUUCAUUUUUAUGAUAAUAAAUUAAAAACUGCAAAUGUUACCGAAGAAAAUAGACCUAUUAUUAAAGGUUUUUUAUGGCCUAACCCAAAGUGUAGAUUAGCAUUUAUAGAUGUAUCUUUAGGAAAACCAGGUAGUAAAUUUGAAAAUGCAUAUGGUACAUCAAAAUUUAAUUUAUAUGAAAUUGAACCCUUGAUAUCGGUUCUAAAAUCAAUUAUUAAUGAAGGUUGUGUAUCAGUUGAUGAAAUAGGUAUAUUAACUGCUUAUGAUGCACAAAAGAUGAAAUUAAAAAAAGCGGUUCAAGAAUCCUUUCCAUAUGAAGCUGCUCACCGAAUAGAAAUUGAUUCUAUUGAUGGUUUUCAAGGAAAGGAAAAGGAUUUAAUUUUAUUUUCAGCUGUUAGAUCAAAUGCAAAUAACGAAUUAGGAUUCUUAAGAGAUGCUAGAAGAUUAAAUGUUAUGUUAACAAGAGCAAAAAGAGGAGUUAUAUUAUUUGGUGAUCAGUAUACAUUAGCAAAUGAUGAAGCUAAUUGGUUACCUUGGCUUAAGUGGAUAACAUCUAAAAGAGCUGUUGUUCAUAUAACUAAAUUAAACGAGCAUUUAGAAAAUGCUGACUAUUCCUUAUUAGAUAAACUAAAUAAAAUAAAUAAAGCUGUUAACCUUAAAAAUGUUACUGUUUCUGAUAAUUACUAUUUCUAUGGAAAUGAUACAGGAUUCUCAAAUGAUUAUAGUGACCCCAACUAUAACCAAAUAGAUGAUAAUAAUUUUAAUUCGAGCUUAAACGAUGCCAAGGAGGAAGUAGAGCAGGUGGAGGAAAUUGUAGAAAAUUGGGAAGACUUGCUUUAA